AUGACCUACUUGCGGUUUGCAGACCAAGGACCCCCCCGGACCCCGGCCCCCCGGGCCCCCCGGACCCCCGUGGCUUUAGGACGCAGGCUGAUUCUGGUCGCCCCCUCCUCCCGCGGAUCAGCUGUGCGUGUGAGUGAGUGUGAGCGGGCGUGUCACCCGGCGCCGCACGCGGGGCCGCCUUAUCUCGUGGCCAGCAACAGUGACUGCGGCCUCCCCGCCCAGGUACCCAACGCCCAGCCAACCCUGGGGGAUCUCCAGAGCUUUCCAGAGGGCCACACGGUCACCUACAAAUGCAAGGAAGGCUUUGAGAAGAUCCCGGGCAAGCCAGAUUCCGUGGUCUGCCUCCCCAGCCACCAGUGGUCAGAGCUCGGAGAGUUCUGCAACCGUAGCUGUAAAAUUCCACCCAGGCUAAAUUAUGCAUUUCUCAAAAAGGAAUAUAGCAAACAGAAUUACUUCCCAGUUGGGUCCAUUGUGGAAUAUGAAUGUCGGCCAGGGUACAGAAAGGAUAUUACUAAGUCAGAAAAAUUAACUUGCCUUCCGAGUUUAGAAUGGAGCAAACCAACUGAAUUUUGUCAAAAAAGAUCAUGUCCUAAUCCUGGAGAAAUACAAAAUGGUGCUAUCAACAUAAAAACUGACAUAUUAUUUGGUUCAUCCAUCUCCUUCUCAUGUAACAAAGGGUUUAAAUUAGUUGGUGCCACUUCUAGUUACUGUGUUCUUACAGAUAACACUGUUGGCUGGAGUGAUCCAUUGCCAGAAUGUGUAGAAAUUUAUUGUCCAGACCCACCAGUGGUUAAGAAUGGAAUAAUGCGAGGGGAGAGUAACACUUACACAUAUUCUCAGACUGUAAGCUAUGAAUGCACUAAAGGCUUCACCCUGGUUGGAAAUAGCUCCCUUUAUUGUGAUAUAAAAGAUGACGACCAUGGAGAAUGGAGUAGCCCCCCACCUCAGUGCAAAGCAACUCCUCAGAAACCUACAAAAGCACACUCACCAACUCCAACAAUUUCACCUCCUCAAAGACCCACCAUAGUAAAUAUUUCAGAUACAAAAGUCUCAUCAGCUGCUCAGAAUCCCACUACAUCCAACAAUUCAGCCACCAAGGCCCUGGUAACAGCUCAGACAUUCCUCAUACCAAAGACUCUGCCUACAAACACCCCUUUAGCAGGCCACAAGCCCAACAGGACUGCUUCUGCUACACAGACCACACCACCAACCCACAGAGUCACCACAGCAAAAGCUUCAUUAACACAGAGGCCUCUAGCAGCACACAAGUCCACAACUUCACAUGUCCCCAUGACUAAGAGUCUCCAAAUCACACAGCGAUUCACCUCUGCUCGUAUUACAGCAACACACCAUGCACCUGGUUCCAGGACAACUGUGGGUUUUCAUGCAACGAAAACAUCUAAGGGGACAGAAAUGUCUACUUCAGGUGUUGCCAAUUAUUUAUAUGGGCACACAUGGGUCACACUGACAGUUUUGCUUGUGACGCUAGUAAUCCUUGGCUAGCUGACUUAACCAAAGAAGAGUUCAGAAGAAAGUACACACGAAGACAGAGAAUACUUCUAGUUUGUUAGAAUCUUUUGGAGGAGAGGAUAUAAUAAAUGCAGUAGUUCUCUUUGUUUUGCACGUUAUCAUUGUCUUUAAGGUAGGUGAGGAGUAGUAAUGAAGCAAGAAGGCAGUGGUCUGGGAUCUCAUUCUCAGUGGACCUAAGGACAUUUGAAAAUAGAACUCUCUAGAACUGGAGAUGUGGCUCAAAUGGUAGCAUGCCAGCAUGAGUGGAAAUAGACCCCACAGAAUUGGCAGAAAUCACUUUCCUAAAAAUGGAGGGAAGGGUCUGGAGACUCAUCUUUAGGACAGGAGCAUGAGCAAAUGGGUUGUAUGUGUUUUGUUUUUCACUAGAUGUGUAAUGUGGUUUUCACUGAUAAACAGAAAACUACAGUAAUUAGUUAGCAAAAAGAAAAAAAAUGUAAUCUAGUCUCUUCUUACACAUUGCCAGGAAGAGACAAACUACAUUUUAAUGGGUGACAUUUUCUUAUUCCGUUAAGAUAAGUCCAAAUUGGUUGGAGAAAAGAAAAACAUAGUAAUGAAUCAGAAGUGUUGUGUUUUUGGUUUUUGUGGCAGUUUUUUUUGCCUUAGUUGUUGGCCUAGGAAGAGUACAUGGUAAGAAAGUGUUCUUGGGACACAAACAAAUAAUAAACCAGGAAUCUGUCCCACUGUUGUAAAAAUGAAUGCGCUGCAGUUUUGUUCUCAGAAUAAUCCUUUCCCCACUUUUUGUUCUUGUUUUCUCCAGUCAGAGAGUCUUAUGAAAGAUGUUUUCACGACAACAUCAAGGAUUCUGUAAUUCUAAAGUGAGAUAUUUCUAGCCAAAUUGUAAAUCUUAUUCUUUUGUAAUGUUCAGAUUAAUUUAUUUUUUAUUUAUGUCAGUGAAUGUUUUGAUUUUACAUGUAUAAUGAGAAGAUUUCAAGAAGACUAUGUAAAGAAAUAUUUAUUUUUCCCUAAAUAGAAAUAAAUAAUCAUA
Dipodomys ordii (Ord's kangaroo rat) is the source of this 2515-nucleotide messenger RNA. RefSeq names its product CD55 molecule, decay accelerating factor for complement (Cromer blood group) (gene Cd55). Lineage: Eukaryota; Metazoa; Chordata; Mammalia; Rodentia; Heteromyidae. Bases 1 to 1503 code for a protein of 500 amino acids. The record is from RefSeq and is a predicted model, not a curated record. The transcript is spliced from 10 exons.